GGCUACGUCAGAAGUAAACACUGUGCUAACUGUAGCUAUACACUUGGAGCUAACAUGGCUUUUACUCUGUACUCCCUCAUUCAAGCAGCGAUUUUGUGCGUGAACGCCGUGGCUGUUUUACACGAAGAAAGAUUUUUGAGUAAAAUUGGCUGGGGAGUGGACCAGAGUGUGGGAGGAUUUGGUGAUGAACCAGGCAUCAAAGUGCAGCUGAUGAACCUGAUUCGCUCUGUAAGGACCGUAAUGAGAGUUCCUUUGAUCGCAGUGAAUGCUGUCUGCAUCAUUUUGCUGCUGCUGUUUGGAUGACGAAAAUGAGUGGGAAAGUAAUUGGAUGAAGAAUCUGAGUGAGGAAAGAAGCAAUUAAUAUCUCAGGAAGCUGUUGAUGUUUAGAAUGUUGAAAAACAAAAAAACCUAUCACACAAUAAGACUUUUGUCUUUCAAGUUUUUUGCCCUAAUAUGUAGUGGUGUAAAGAAAUUGUGAAAUGCGUUGUAUUCCUGUUAAUAAAGAAUUUGUUGCAUCGCACUUGCCGUCCAUUC
Molecule: messenger RNA, 534 nt
Organism: Dunckerocampus dactyliophorus (ringed pipefish)
Lineage: Eukaryota; Metazoa; Chordata; Actinopteri; Syngnathiformes; Syngnathidae
Product: immediate early response 3-interacting protein 1
Exons: 3
Coding region: 55-303 (82 amino acids)
Biological process (GO): endoplasmic reticulum to Golgi vesicle-mediated transport
Cellular component (GO): endoplasmic reticulum membrane; COPII-coated ER to Golgi transport vesicle; Golgi membrane
Source: RefSeq, a predicted model, not a curated record